Molecule: messenger RNA, 1734 nt
Organism: Lasiosphaeria miniovina
Lineage: Eukaryota; Fungi; Ascomycota; Sordariomycetes; Sordariales; Lasiosphaeriaceae
Product: nucleoside phosphorylase domain-containing protein
Exons: 4
Coding region: 1-1734 (577 amino acids)
Biological process (GO): nucleoside metabolic process
Molecular function (GO): catalytic activity; ADP binding
Source: RefSeq, a predicted model, not a curated record
AUGGCCACCCGCCCGGCAAGCCGCGCUGAAUUCCGCAUCGCCAUAGUCUGCGCAUUGCAGCGCGAAUACAAUGCGGUCAGCCUCCUCGUCGACGAGUUCUGGGACAAAAAGGGCGAUCCGUACGGGCGGGCUUCAGGGGACCCUUACACUUACAGAACCGGACGUAUUGGUGAUAUUAGUAUCGUCCUCGUCCUCCUUUCGGAUAUGGGGAAAGCCAGUGCGGCCAGUGCUGCGGCCAGCGUCCGGUCGAGCUAUCCCAACCUGGAGCUCAUCCUCCUGACAGGCAUCUGUGGCGGCGUGCCCCGUACUGACGCCAACGAGGAGAUUCUGCUGGGAGAUGUCGUUCUUGCUGGAUUAGUUGUCCAGUACGAUUUCGGCAAACAGUAUCCUGACGGGUUCCAAACCAAUGAUACCGUAAAAGGAAACCUCAGCAAGCCUUCUAAGAAAGUCCGCAACUUGCUAAGUGUAUUGGAGACUGAUCCUCGCCGCGAAGACCUUCAGAGGCGUGUCGCCGCUAUACUUCAAGAGCUCCAACACGCCAGCCAUCCGAGUCAGCUAGCAAAACACCAGUUUCCCGGAGCCGGGCUUGACAAGCUCUACCAGUCGAGCUACCGGCAUAAACACCGGGUUCCGGCUGAUUGCUCGAAAUGCAUGGACCCACACAAUACCGGCGAACCGUCCCGCACGCAGACGUGCGGCGAACUCGGCUGUGACGACGCUUUUCUGAUGCCGAGGAACCGCAAGCAUAAUCUGGAAUCUCCUGCUCCCUAUAUUUUCUUCGGGUGCAUCGGGUCAGGCGAUACGGUGGUCAAGUCCGGUGAAGACCGUGAUAGGAUUGCCAAGGAACACCGUCUCAUCGCAUUCGAGAUGGAAGGUGCCGGAGUCUGGGAUGAGAUCCCUUGCAUCAUCAUCAGGGGGGUUUGCGACUAUGCGGACAGCCACAAAAACAAGCGGUGGCAGGACUAUGCGGCGGCGACGGCAGCAUCUACCAUGAAGACGUUAUUGGAACUUUAUCCAAAAGCAGACGAAAACCGAGAUCAACUCCUCCAACUCAUCCCCCCAAACACGAACAAGGAUAAUUGCCAACGCACUGUCAUCGAAGGUCUCGGUGGCGUUGGCAAGACUCAGGUGGCUCUCGAGGCAGCCUACCGGGUACACCACCAUCACGCAGACUGCUCUAUCUUCUGGGUAUCCGCCGUUGAUAUAAUGAGCUUCGAGAACGCCUACCGCAAUAUCGGUCAAAAGCUUGGAAUAAGCGGAGUCGAUGAUGACGACGUAGAUGUUAAGUCGCUUAUUAAGACGGCUCUCGAAAAUAGCUCGAAUAGUUGGCUCCUCGUUAUUGAUAAUGCCGAUGAUAUAGAGCUGGUUUUUGGCGGUCGAAAUUCGCCAGGGUCUGCCAUACAUCUCCCAUUUAGUCGUAAUGGCUCAAUAAUUCUCACGACGCGGAACCACAAAGUCGCAGUCCGGUUUAACCAGAGGAACAUCAUCGCCCUAGCGCAAAUGAACCAGACUGAAGCAACAGGCAUCGGCAUAUAUAUGGCCGAGAUGGGAAUGUCAGCGGCAAAGUACCUUCAUCACUGCUACUCGAGUAACAAGACCUUGAUUCAACUACUCAGUAGGGACUUCGACGACCAGGGCCGCAUAUUGCACGGGAUAACCCGACUGCCGCACGGUAUUUACGAUUCAUCUGCUUUCUCGCCGAAAAAGAUAUCCCCUUAUCACUACUACCACUAG